This is a messenger RNA of Ornithorhynchus anatinus (platypus), 8941 nucleotides long. It is a transcript of the gene DIDO1, whose product is annotated as death inducer-obliterator 1. Gene Ontology annotation, cellular component: nucleus. Gene Ontology annotation, biological process: DNA-templated transcription; apoptotic signaling pathway. NCBI's taxonomy places the organism in Eukaryota, Metazoa, Chordata, Mammalia, Monotremata, Ornithorhynchidae. The record is from RefSeq and is a predicted model, not a curated record.
AUGGAAACAGUACUCAAAGGAGGAACCUACCAUUGGCCCAAAACGUUGAAAGGUGCAGGGGAUGCUGAAAUAGACACUCUGGAUCAGCAGCCCCAGCAGCAGCAAAACCUGUCUCUAAGGCGAAGUGGCCGGCAACCCAAGCGAACAGAAAGGGGAGAAUUUCUUACAACAGUGAGGCGUAGAGGAAGAAGGAAUGCCACUGUUUCACUGGAAGAUUCAGGCGAGGCAGCUUUGUCCAUGACAGAUGUUGAAACUGCUUCUGAAGGAAGUGAAGAAAGACACCUGAAAUUAAAUCUGGGCAAAAGUCUCACUCUAGAAAUGUUAAGGUCACUCUGCUCGACGAGAAGGAAGCCAAAGAUGAUGAUGAGUGAUACCUCUGAUAGUGACAAGCGAUGGGCUACGGCUUUGAAGGAACUUCAUCGUCUUAGACGGAAGCGUGAACAAGAACCCACAGAAUUGACCCUGAAAGGUAUCCAAAAUCGCCUUCGAAAGAAGCGUCGAGAAGAGGAUCCAUUACAGACAGUUGAUGUUGAGCAGGCAGUAUGGUCAAAACUGAACUGCCCAUUGAAACAAGAAGCCAUGGCUGCAGAUCGAGAUAGCAGAGCAUCAGGACCCAAAGAAGAUAGUCCAGAUAAGGUGGAAGUGAAAGCUCCCAUGGGGAUUAAAGACAAAGACGGAGAGCCAGAAGAGUUGGUGAAACGGAAGCAUGAAUGUGAGGUUUAUGAUCCUAAUGCCCUGUAUUGCAUUUGUCGCCAGCCUCAUAACAACAGGUAAAUUAUGAUAUGUUGUGAUCGAUGCGAAGAAUGGUUUCAUGGUGAUUGUGUGGGGAUUUCUGAAGCUCGUGGGAGACUUUUGGAAAGAAAUGGAGAAGAUUACAUCUGUCCAAAUUGCACUAUCUUACAAGUACAAGAUGAAUCAGUUUCAGAAUCAGAUCUCCAGGGAAGCUAAAUUUAGGCAUAAAAUGCUGAUGGCACAGAAUUUACAAGCAUUGGAACAGUUGAGCAAAAAUCAAGCGAGGACCAGGGAAUCAAGGGAAGAAUUGAGAAAGCUGCCAAAUCCAAGUGGCAAGAAAAACUGAAAAUAUUCCAACCUGUUAUUGAGACUCCUGGGGCCUCAAAAUGCAUUGGUCCAGGUUGUUCUAGUGUAGCUCAACCUGACUCUGUAUACUGCAGCAAUGACUGUAUCCUUAAACAUGCCGCAGCCACCAUGAAGUUUUUGAGUGCAGGCAAAGCCAAAACCAAAAGUGAAGAAAAGAUCAAGCCAAAACCGGAAAAAUCCAGUCUUCUGAAAUCUAGUACCCAGGUGGGUAUUAAACUGUCUUCUGUUCAGAAGAGACCAGCUCUGGACAAAAAAGAGAUCUGUGCAAAGAAAAUGGUUUUUGACAGCCAUAAGGAGACGAUAACUUCAGAAAGCAGCACACCAUCCUGGGCAAGCGAUCACAAUUACAAUGCAGUAAAGCCAGAAAAGACACUGGCCAUUUCAUCUUCACUGUUAUAUAAAUCUAUUAAAGAAGAAAAGAGGAUUGAAGAUAAGUCAGCAGUUCCAGUUGUAUCAAAAAAAGUGGUUGCUUCAACUUCGACCUCUGCAGUCGGAAAGCAGUCAUCUGUUAUAUCUAGAAAUUUAGCCCCCAAAAAAUCCACACCAAUUUCUAACCCAUCAGUUCCCAAACAACCAAUUAAAAAUUCUCCUGGAAAUUUCAAAGGUGUGAUCCCAAAAAAAUCUUGGCUUUCAGCCACUACAUCAGGCAGUGUUUCAACUACUAAACAGUCUGGACUCUCUUAUGCCACUGCAGGAUCCAGUUCUAAAAAAUUAAGUCUGUCGUCUUUAACUGGGGGGGUUAAAAAGACAGCAGGAUCUUCUAUUCCUACUUCUUCAUCUGUAGCAGCAAAAUUUGGAGCUAACCCCUCUCAGUCACAACCCAAUUCUCAAAUUCGACAGAAUAUUCGACGAUCGCUAAAAGAGAUUUUGUGGAAAAGAGUCAAUGAUAGUGAUGACUUAAUAAUGACGGAAAAUGAAGUGGGAAAGAUUGCCCUGCAUAUUGAGAAGGAACUGUUUAACUUGUUUCACGUUACAGACAACCGUUACAAAAGUAAAUAUCGCAGCAUUAUGUUUAACCUCAAGGAUCCUAAAAAUCAGGGACUCUUUCACCGUGUUCUACGUGAGGAAAUUCCUUUGUCAAAACUUGUAAGAAUGAAGCCUGAAGAACUUCUGUCUAAAGAGUUGUCAGUAUGGAAAGAGAGGCCCACAAAAUCUGUGGAGGCCAGAAAUAAACAGCCAAAUGAAAGCAAGAAACCUGCCACUAAACAGGAAGCUAUACCAGAUAUGGAAGAUUCUCCACCAGUGUCAGACUCAGAUGAGCAGCAAGAAUCAUCCCGAGUUGCACCUGAAAAAAGCAAUGCUCCUCUCCUUGAUAUUUUCAGCAGUAUGUUAAAAGAUACAACAAGUCAGCAUCGAGCUCAUCUUUUUGACCUGAAUUGCAAAAUCUGUACAGGUCAGGUACAGUCAUCAGAAGAUGAGCCGGCUAUAAAGAAAUCAAAAAAUUCAACCUCGGCUAAGAAGGUGGAACCAAAGUCAAAAUAUGACAGCACCGUGUCUGGGACUACUGCUCAGUCUACUGACGAAGUUGCUUCUGAAACCGCAGAUGACGCUACUCUUGAAUCAGAUGUCGAAAACAUUCCACAACCAAACGUGGAAAAAAAUUUUCCAGUAUCACAGGGACAAAGUAAUGCAGAGCCAUCUGUGCUGGAAGAAAGCUCAGUUUACCCAAUCUCCUGUGCUGCUGGAGUUGUUACUACUACAGUAACUGUAUCUGGCAGGGAUCCUCGAACUGCAAUGAGCAGUUCUACUGUUGCUUCAGCAUUGCGUACUAGUUCUGGCACUCUUACAGACAAAGGAGCAUCUACUGGAGAGACAAAACAAGAAAUGCCGAAACCUGUUGUGACCCCCACAGCAGUACCAAAAUCCAUAUUGGCAAAACCAUCUUCAUCACCAGAUCCAAGAUAUUUAGUGGUUCCGCCAUCACCAAAUAUUAACAUCCCGGAAUCACGGUCCCCUCAAGAAGGAGAUACUUCCCUCUUCCUGUCUCGCCUCAACACCAUUUGGAAAGGAUUUAUUAAUAUGCAAAGUGUAGCGAAGUUUGUCACUAAGGCAUACCCUGUCUCUGGGUGCUUUGAUUACCUCAGUGAGGAUUUGCCAGAUACAAUUCAUAUUGGUGGGAGGAUCUCACCGAAGACAGUCUGGGAUUAUGUUGGCAAACUCAAAUCUUCUGUUUCUAAGGAGCUGUGUUUGAUUCGCUUCCAUCCAGCAACUGAAGAGGAAGAAGUUGCCUAUAUUUCUCUCUACUCCUAUUUUAGCAGCCGAGGCCGUUUUGGUGUUGUAGCUAAUAACAACAGGCACAUCAAGGACCUCUACCUGAUUCCACUGAGUGCUAAGGACCCAAUUCCAUCCAAACUCUUGCCCUUUGAGGGACCAGGCCUUGAGUCCCUUCGUCCAAAUAUAAUUCUUGGUUUAGUAAUUUGUCAGAAAGUUAAACGCUCUUCGACUUCUGGAGAAUUGGACAAGACUGACGAAAAGCGAAACCGACUUCAAGCUCAAGAAGAAGCGGAAGUGUCAGUCUACCCCAAAGGAACUACAACUUCUCAACCAGAAAAGAAACAAUCGAAGUACCCGCCUAUUAGUACCACACCUCCAGGAUCUCCUCCACCUCCACCCCCUCUUCCAGAGCCAGCAACAGCCCCGGCAUCCUCUUCAGUUUUAAAAAUACUGUCAUCACUUAAAACAGGAGUGGGCCCGAGUAUUACAACUCCAUCAAUUCCAGUGACAGCCUCAACAGCCACUACAGUCCCAACUUCCUCUUCUGUUAAUUCGACCACUUCAAAAACAGCCUCACCACUAGAGCACAUUCUUCAGACUCUUUUUGGAAAGAAGAAAGCAUUUGAAUCCACUGCUAAGGACUCUGAACCUGUUCAGUCUUCAGGUAAUGAGGCUAAAAUACCUGUGGAUGAAGGAAUGACUACUACUCCAAUGCUUGAUCCAAUUGUUCAGCAAUUUGGUCAGAUGUCAAAAGACAAAGCUCUAGAGGAAGAGGAAGAUGAUAGACCUUAUGAUCCUGAAGAAGAAUAUGAUCCAGAGAAAGCCUUUGAAACCCCAGCUGCUGAAAGUGAAAAGCGGUAUGAGAUUGAAAACACCUGUGAAACAUCAGAAAAAGAAGAUGUGGCUUAUGACCCAGAAGAUGAAACCAUUUUAGAAGAAGCUAAAGUUACGAUUGACGACUUACCUAAUAAAAUGUGCACCGAUACAAAAAGUAGUUCCGCAGAAAAAUCAACCGAAUAUGGGACUGACGUAGCUGCUCCUUCUUUAGUAGAACAGCAGAAAAUGUUAGAAGAACUAAAUAAGCAAAUCGAAGAACAGAAAAGACAACUAGAAGAACAGGAAGAAGCCCUUAGGCAACAAAGGGCUGCAGUUGGGGUCUCAAUGGCUCACUUUUCAGUUUCAGAUGCUUUAAUGUCACCGCCUCCAAAAUCUUCUUUGACAAAGAAUGAAUUAUUCCAGCAAGAACAACAAACAGUAGAAAAGUCAGAUUCAUCUUCAUCCUCAAAUCAGCUGACCCCAGCAGUGAACCCAAGUUGUGAUCCGAGACAAAGUAGAGACCCUCGUCAAGCUAGGAGAAUGGUUACAGAGAAUAAUGAGGGUGAUAAUUCCCAGUCAAAGACACUUCUAAGUACAUUAGUUAGUGGUGCAUGUACAAAAGAGACUCCUGCAGCUGAUAAUUUGAGCCAGGUAUCAACACCAUCACAAGGAGAUAAAGAAAUAAUUCCUACUACUCAGUUGCCCUAUAGUAAUCAGUGGGUUUCAGGUGAAAAAAUGGCCACAUUUUCUGACCCGGGUGCUCCUAACAGUAAAACUGAAAAUUUAGAAAGCACAGCUAAACAGUCAGAAAGCUUGCAUCCAGUAGUUCCUGGGGAAGUUGCAUCAAAGCCUCUACGGAAAGUAUUGUUACCAACACCCACUAAUGCACCUCUGCAGACAAAUUUCUUUGGGCCAAAUGAUGGGUCAACUUUUAAUUCUAAAAUAGGGGCAAGAGAUCCUUUUCCAAAUGCAGCGUUUACAUCUCAGGAAAAAUCUCUUGGCUCAUCCCCGUAUGAAGAUCUCAGAAGUGUUCCGUUUCCAGAAAAAAGUGAUCCUUCGGUUCAAGCAGAAGGAGAAAGAGGAGCACAGUCUAAACCCAGUGAUGACAACAGAGGCAAUUCUUCAUUCCCUCUACCUGGACAAAAGGGAGGUCCACCUCAGCCACAGUUUCAAGGACAAAAUGAACCUCCAUCACGAAAUUUUGGUGCAUCUUUAGGAUCUCAUGCACCAAAUUUUCCAGGACCAAGAGGACCAGGACCUCAGUUUUCAGAAGAAAAUACUGUUUCCAACAAUGAUGGACAAAGAGGGCCUCCACCUGCCAGAUUUGGACAAAAAGGGCCUAUUCCUUCAUUAUUCUCUGGGCAGCAUGGGCCACCUCCUUUCAAUGACAACAGAGGUCCUUCAACAUAUCUUGCUGGGUCACGAGGAGUAUCACCAUCCCAAGUGGAAGAUCGUAGGGAUCCUCAUGGGGAAAAACGAGAGUUUCAAGAGUCUCAAUACAAUGAGAUGACCGGACCUCCUUCACAGUAUGAAGGGCCAGAACAGUCCCAGUUUAUGGGAAAUAGAGGGCCAACACCUUUCCCUUUUGGAGGCCAAAGAAGACCUUUGUUAUCUCAAUUUAAAGGACCUCGAGGAGGACCUCCGCCUUCUCAGUUUGGAGGGCAAAGAGGACCUCCACCUGGUCAUUUUGUGGGCCCCAGGGGCCCACAUCCCAACCAGUUUGACGGUCCCCGGGGCCCCCAUCCCAACCAGUUUGAUGGCCCCAGGGGCCCCCAUCCCAACCAGUUUGACGGCCCCAGGGGCCCUCAUCCCAACCAGUUUGACGGCCCCAGGGGCCCUCAUCCCAACCAGUUUGACGGCCCCAGGGGCCCACAUCCCAACCAGUUUGACGGUCCCCGGGGCCCCCAUCCCAACCAGUUUGACGGCCCCAGGGGCCCCCAUCCCAACCAGUUUGACGGCCCCAGGGGCCCCCAUCCCAACCAGUUUGACGGCCCCAGGGGUCCCCAUCCGAACCAGUUUGAUGGUCCCAGGGGCCCCCAUCCUAAUCAGUUUGAUGGCCCCAGGGGCCCCCAUUCCAACCAGUUUGAUGGCCCCAGGGGCCCCCACCCCAAUCAGUUUGAUGGUUCUAGGGGCCCCCAUCCCAACCAGUUUGAUGGCCCCAGGGGCCCCCACCCCAACCAGUUUGAUGGCCCUAGAGGUUCAGCUCCUAAUUUCAUGCAAGGCCCUCGGGGAAUUCAGCCACAACAAUUUGAAGAACAAAGGGUAAAUUCACCACCAAGAUUUGCAAAUCAGAGAGGUCCAGCCCCACAUCAGUUUGGUGGACCAAGAGGAUCCGCACCGUUUUCUGAAAAAAAUGAACCGCCCCCUUCAAGAUUUCACUUUCAGGGGCAGUCUCAACAAGGUAUGAAAUCAGGUCCCAGGCCGCUGCUUGAUCUUCCAAGCCACCCACCCCAACACAGGAAGGAGAGGUGGGAUGAAGCUGGCCCUUCUGCUUCCUUAUCAAAUACAUCUGGGCAGGGACCCGAAUCAGAGGCCCAGUGGCCUUCAUCAGACUUCAGAGAUGGCAAAAAUCAUGAGUUCAGAAACCAGAAUUUUGAAGCCAGACCACGAGAUAGGUUUGAAGGAGGUUCUAAAGAAAAGCCAUUAGAUGAGCCUGAAACUCAGGCAUCAGAGAAUCGACAAAGCAGAGGAUUUGAAGAAAGAAGAAGAGACCGGGAUCAUAGUAAACCUUGGGAGAGAGACCGAAGCAGAAACUGGAGUAGGGAGAAGGAAAGAGACUGGGAAAGAAACAGAGAUUGGGAAAGACACAGAGAAAAAGACACAAAUCGCGAGUGGGAUAAAAACAAAGAAAGAAACCCAAACAAAGACAAAGAAAGAGAAUCAGAACGGAACAAGGAUUGGGAAAGAAACCGAAGCAGAAAUAGAGAUCGGGACCGUGAAAGAGAUCGAGACAGAAGACGGGAUCGGGACAGAUCAAGAAGCAGAGACCGGGAUCGGGAUAGAUCAAGAAGCAGAGACCGGGAUUGGGAUCGAGCAAGAGACAGAGACCGUGAACGUGACAGAGACCGUGAAAAAGAUAGAGAUCGAGAUCGAGGAAAAGAUCGUAAGGAUCGAAGUAAAAGUAAAGAAAUUAGGGAUUUGAAACCAGAAGAACCGAAGGAAAUAAAAAAAACAGCUGAAGUAGAAGGUUCAUCAUCUUCCUCCCAGACAUGAACCUAAUUGUACCCCACACUUGCCUGACUUGUAUAUAAAAGACUUCAUUUGGGGUUUUUGGUGUACAUAUUCUCAUCUUUAUGAAAAUCCCUCUUAAAGCCAGCCUUACAAAAUGUGUUGAUGAACGAAGACAUUUUUGAACAUUUAUGAACAUUGUUUGGUAGAUGAAAACAAGAACAUAACAGACUUCAGUUUACUGUAAUUUUCUGUGUAACAUGUUUUCCUACAAAAUUUCACUUCUUUACAAUUCUAAAAUCCUUUUUUUUUUUUACUUGGGGUUCUUAAAAUUUCCAUUUAUAAUUAAUGCAAAAAUGGGAAAAGUCUACAAAAAGCAUAUUGCUUUUUCAGAAUAUAAAGUUAUGUUUUCCAGUAACUUGACUAUUGUAAUUUUAUAAGGGAAUUUCAUUGGACCUUCGGAGCCAUACCUUUACAUCUCAUGUAUCUGUAAAAAAAAAAAAAUGUUUCUACAGGACUGUAGUAAAGUGCUUUAUAAGGGGGCUACAUAUUGCUGUCCUGUGUUUUUACAAUAGGUGGACUGUAUGUAUUUAUCAAAAGACUGUGGAAAAACAGUAUUACUAGAAUAAUUGGAGUAUUAAGAAAUGCUAAGCUUAUAAGUGCACUAUCCUUCCUUUUUGAUAUAAAGGAAUCUGAAUUAUGAUAUUCAACCAGGAAAGAAUUUUGGUUUAAAAUACAACAUGGUAUUGCCAGAUUUAUAUUGCCAUACAAAAUGUUAUAAUGUCCCUAAAUCCAAAAUAUACCUGUUGUUUUUAAACAGUUCAUGGGAAAAUGAUUAGAAUAUACAAAUUUAGCCAAAAAUAAAUUGUGUGCAUCUUAAAAUUAUUUUGGUUGUUCUGAGUAAUGAAAAACAUUUUGUUUGCAGAAUGUUCCUGUUUAACUCUUCAUUAUUCCAGUAGGAUAUAUCUAAAUUCUGAACUGUUAAUAUUUGUCAGUCAAUAAUACUGAUAGUGUAUUUAAAAGUUUACCACUGAAAAUAGAAACAUUUGCAUAAAGUCUGAAAUAAAAGUGAUAUUAGUUAAAGUACUAAAAACUAAGUGGAAAAGCUUCACUGUGAAAUACAGUAUACUUCUUUUCAUGUAUUUUUCGAGUACUUCUGAAUUGUGAAAUAGAAAAUCUUGCUAAUUUAUUUGACUGUGUACAAAUACACUUUGCUAAUUUUUUAUAUUUUCAUAAAUGACUUUUGCAAAUGUAAAGUUAGAAAAUAUCAUUUGCUUCUUGGGGUCUGUUGCUCCAUUGUACAUCACUACGUAUUUUACACUUUAUAAAUAGACAAAUUUUCAGGUUCCUAAAACAUCAAGAACUUAAAGUCAUUUGGGUGAUCUGUGUAUCCAAUAGUUAAAAUGUUAAAUUACGUAGGUAUAAAGCUCAAGUAUCCAGUGUGAUAUACGUUUUUAAAAGAACAACUAAAAUGUUUCUAAUUUACACCUAAAAAUGUAAAAAUUUAGUGUGUUUGUUUAGGUUUACUUGAUAGAAACUUCUGUAAAUUGUAUUUUAUAUCACAAAGUAUAUCACUGUACAUUAAAACAUGGGACUUCGUAAGUUUUUGUUACUAUAAGUAGAAUAAACAUCUACAAAAAAUGUC